Molecule: messenger RNA, 4226 nt
Organism: Sinocyclocheilus grahami
Lineage: Eukaryota; Metazoa; Chordata; Actinopteri; Cypriniformes; Cyprinidae
Gene: mpripb
Product: myosin phosphatase Rho interacting protein
Exons: 11
Coding region: 1-3612 (1203 amino acids)
Cellular component (GO): actin cytoskeleton
Molecular function (GO): actin filament binding
Source: RefSeq, a predicted model, not a curated record
AUGGACAGGUUUGGAGACAGUGGCGUUGAAGAGCUGAAAGCUCAGUUGGAGAGCUGCCACCAGCAGUUAAUGGACUCCAAUCGGCACAAGCUGGAGCUGGAGGGUCAGCUCAAAAACGCUCUUGAGCGCGAACAGCAGAUCCGUGCUGGUUAUAUUUCACCGCUGGAGUCCCCUUUGAGUGUUGAGACAGAGCCCCAGAUGAAGAGGACUGAACUGGUUAGUUCUCAAGCUCAGAGCUUAACAAAGAAGUACCAGGAAACCAAAGAGAUCCUGCAGCUUCAAGAACUGAAAAAGCGCAACAUGCAGGCACAGCUUGGCCUUUCUCUCUCACACUGGCCCGCAAAGGAACCUUACCUUUCUGACACCAAAAAACCCGCCACCUCUGAGGUCUGUCCCUCAAACUCCAUUCAAAAAACGGUCAGCUUCAUGCUUCAGGAUAGCGAGGGAAAGAUCAGAGAGCUAGAGAGCUUGAUAGAUGCCAGUGAGCCUCUGACAUUAAGAGAGCUGAUAAAGCUCAUGCAUUCACAUAGCGAAUACGUUGGGGUAGAAAGUCCUCAAGGACAGGAAAGCAGUGAGUCAGUUGGAGAAAUGUCGCAGAAACUGUUGGAAAGCCUCAAAAACCAACAGGAGAAUGAGACAAUGAGGAAAAGCUUGGAAAAGGCUGGAGACUGUAUUCGGGACUAUGAAGCUCGUUUGGUCACCAUGGAGGACAUGUUGGGAAGAGUUCAUAGGCAGAAAAUGGAGAGUUCGUUUGUACUAGGUUGCUCGAGGGAAGACCAUCCGGAUCGGUCGCAGCAGGUGGAGUUGCUCGCGAGCGAAAAUGUAGCUUUGAACCAGCGCUAUCAGGAAAUUGUGAACCAGUUGAUAGAAGCAGAUCGAGAGAUAGACAGGCUGAAAGCUGAGCUUUGUAGACUACGUAGCGGUCAGCAAUAUCCACAUUCCAACAUGGAACAGGAGCAAGAAAACAAAAAGACCUCUGAGAAAAAUGUGUACAAGCAAGAACUCCAUGAAAAGUCACAGAAGCUACAAGAGGCUCUUAUUAAAUUGGAAACUCUUGGUAAUAAUUUGAAAGAUACAGAGAAAAGAUUGCAACUUAAAGAAGCAACUCUUAGGGGUCUUGGAUUUCAGGUGGCAGAAAGUGAAAAAGAUGAUAAAGAGUUAGAUUCGGAGACAAAUGACCUCAAGCGCCAAUUGGAGGUCCUUCAGUCCAAGCUUUCAGAGAAGGACAAGCAGCUUCAAAAUGCUGAGCAGGUCUGUAGAGAACUUCAGUCCCAGAAUGCGAAACAUGAAGAGACCGCAAGGAUGUGUAGUCAGAUGCUUGUAGAUACUCAGGAGGAAAUUAGGACGUUGAAAGAGAAGGCAGGCACUCAAGGUACGUUUGGUAGUGAACCAGGAACAGAAAUUGGGUGCCAAGAGUUGAUGCAAAAACUCACAAAUGAAGGUGUAAUUGAGGAAGUCGUGGAAGAGUUCAAGAGCAAGUCUAAAUCUCUUAAUCAUCUACUUGACAUGUUGGUAAUAGGCAGUAAGACAGAUUUGUCCAACACCGGCAUGGACACCAACAUUUUGGAUGAGAAUCAUGGAGGAAUGAUGGAGAUGUUUGAGAGAUUGAUUCUACAUAAGGUUUUAGCUGGUUUAGAGGACUGUCAAAAAGGCUCAGAGGUUGAGCAAACCCUAAGGAAAGUUGUAGAACGUAUGCUAGUGGAUAAUGAAAUGCUGCUUCUUAUGAAUAAGCUCUCCAACCUCCAAGAACUUCAAAGUGACGCAAAACCUGCAUCUUGCACAGAAAAAAGUGCUGGAUAUGGAAAUGCACUGAAUGAAGAGACAAUGAAAUCGAAUGUUUUGAAUUGGUUGCCUGAUGAUGCUGCCAAACCCUGCGUCAUGAAGACUCUUGCUGAAGUCAUUCAGAAGAAAGUGACGCUAUUGAAUCAAGCCGCUUCUGCUCUUAGGGAACAAACUAAUGAGGAGCUUCAAUCAUUGGCUUUGACUCUGUCAAGCUGUGGCACUCAAAGAACCUGGUCUGAGUAUGUUCGUGAGGCCAUAAUGGACAUAACAUGCAUGUACUUGGUAGUUCUUCAAAUGUUGCCAAGGACAAGACCGUCAGACCUGUCUGCAUGUGCAAAUUGUGCAGAUUUGAGAGCACAACUCGAGUCUAAGAAGCAGGUGUUGUCAAGCGUCCAGAGUCCCAUCGGUGUAACCCACAUUCAGAUCGAAGGAGAACCAAUUGACUCUCUGGACAAGGCCAUACAGCUUCAGGACAUGAUGGCCAAGCAUAAGAAGGAGCUGCGAGAAUUAAAGGAGGCGUACGAGCAAGAAGCAGAAAAGCUGAGGCUGGAAGUGGCCAAGGCUGGUGAGACUCUGAGACUGAGAUCCGAGGAGAACGUGAAAGAGAUCGACUCUCUGACGGUGUGCAUGGAGAACCUGAAGAAGAAGCACGAGAUGGAGCGUAAGGACUUAAUAGCACACUUCAAUCAAGAGAUGGAAGAGCUUACGGAUGCCGUCGGCCCUGUCGAACCUGCAACAGAUAGCGAGCCAAACUCAACUUCCCUCAAAGUGCGGCUCCAAAAACUCGUGUCCCGGCUGUCCGAACUGACUGAGGAAACAAAUCUGCGAGAUCGUGAUGCGACAUUGCUGCGUCUGAAAUACGAGAAAGACCUGGAAAACCUAAAGGCGACGUGUGAACGAGGCUUUGUCACCAUGGAAGAGUCUCACCAGAAGGUAAUCGAUGAGCUGCAGAAAAAGCACCAGCGGGAACUGGAGAAACUGCAGGAGGAGAAAGAGAGACUGCUGGCAGAAGAGACUGCAGCCACUAUAGCUGCUAUUGAAGCAAUGAAGAAUGCACAUCGGAUGGAGCUUGAGCGGGAACUGGAGAAAGCACGCAAGGCCAACAGCAACAAUGAAAACGCAGACAUAGAGGAAAUCCGCAAACAGCACGAGGAAGAGCUGAUGUCGUACCAGAGGGAGAUCGAGGUGUUGUCAGAGCAGUACUCGCAGAAGUGCUUGGAAAACGCUCAUCUGGCCCAGGCGCUGGAGGCCGAGAGACAGGCGCUCAGACAGUGCCAGCGGGAGAACCAGGAACUCAAUGCGCACAACCAGGAGCUAAACAAUCGUCUGGCAGCUGAGAUCACUAAGAUGCGAUCGAUGACAAGCGAGGACGGCGGAGACACUGGCGGGUUCAUACAGGGGAAGGAGCUGUAUGAGCUGGAGGUAAUGUUGAGGGUGAAGGAGUCAGAAGUGCAGUAUCUGAAGCAGGAGAUCAACUCUUUAAAAGAUGAGCUCCAGACUGCCCAAAGAGAUAAAAAAUAUGCAACCGAUAAAUACAAGGACAUCUACACGGAGCUGAGCAUCGUACGGGCCAAAGCAGAGCGCGAUCUGAGCCGACUGCGCGAGCAGCUGCAGCAGGCCCAUGAUGCACUGGGGGAUCCCGCGCUAGAGGACGCGGAGCGCGGCGGUUACGAUAUCAUGAAGUCAAAGAGCAAUCCUGACAUUUUAAAGAUGGCGGCCGCAGCAGCCAAACGCUCCGAACGCACCAUGAGGUCAAAGAGUCUGAAGGAAGGUUUGACGGCGGAGCAGAGACUUCACUUGUUCGACAACAAGGACACUAAGGACUUCUGACACGGACGCGUCGACCGGCCUCGCUGCAUGCUAAUAAAGAGCCGCGUAUUUUAGCCCAAUAAUCAAUCACUUAGAGACACACUGGUCACAGCUACAGCGUAUAUUAAACAUGGUAUGAAGUUUGAGUUUUAUGUCUAUAGUCUGCAUUUCAUGCACUUCAGUUACUGUGACGUUGCUGGUUUGUUUUCAUUGCCAUGUCUUAAUGUAAAUACUUUGUUUUUAAUGAAGCAUCUAUCAUGCGUACACUAAACACGGCCGUGUAAGCUACUGUUUGAACUCUUUAGUUUGUGUGAAUCGCCAGUGGAGGAAGUAACCCACGUCAUGACUCGACACUACAGAUUAUUGGCACGGCAGGAAUCAUCACGCGUGACGCUAGAAGUGGUCGCUCUGCGCGUUUCCUCCGGCUCUUUCUUGUUUUAGUGAAAUGGGAUGCAUAUAAAAUAGCUGCAUUUAGUCGACGCUUGCAUCAUUAACCGCUGACCUUCUGCAGCUUCUCCGGAUGUUUUAAAUAAAGGACCAUUUCUGAUGACUGUAAAGCACACAGGAACAGACCUGAAAGGGUUUGGGCUGCUCUAAAGAAUAUUAACAAGGCUGUAUAAGGUUGCCGUUAUGAA